This is a messenger RNA of Theileria orientalis strain Shintoku, 687 nucleotides long. RefSeq lists its product as uncharacterized. The record is from RefSeq and is a predicted model, not a curated record. Lineage: Eukaryota; Apicomplexa; Aconoidasida; Piroplasmida; Theileriidae. The coding region runs from base 1 to 687 and encodes 228 amino acids. The transcript is spliced from 3 exons. Gene Ontology annotation, molecular function: histone binding. Gene Ontology annotation, cellular component: nucleus.
AUGGAUUCAGUACUGGAAAGCCAUCUGAAAAACCUAAGAGAAGAAUACGGUGUGGAAGAAGCCGAUAAUCCAAGUGUGUAUUUGAAAGUCAAGGAGCUGAUACUGGACGGCUCCUCAAUCAAGACAAUAUCAAUGGAAGAAGGAGAGAAACUCGAAAAGUUCAGAAACCUAAGCAAACUGUCUCUCAACGGAACGGGCCUGACCUCGCUGACCAACUUCCCGGAAAUGCCUAACCUGAAGGUGCUGGAGUUGACGGACAACUAUAUCUCGGAUCCGAUAGUGUUCACGAUGAUCCCGAAGCUGUUCCCAAACCUGAAGAUACUGCAGAUGGGCGGUAACCAUCUCAAAAACCCAAAAGAUGUCGAAUCAUUGAACACCAUGCCAGACUUGGUAGUUUUGGGACUCGCAAUGAACCCUAUGGCGAAUGAGAAAAAUUAUAGAGAUGUUGUGUUUGAAUGUCUUCCGAACCUGGAAGUGCUGGACCAAGUCGACUCCAACGGAGCAGAAUAUAACUACUCAUCAGACGAAGCAUUGGACGACGAGGAGGAGGAAGAAGACGAAGAUGUUUUGAAAAAGUUCUACGAAGCUGAGUACAAGAGCGAGGACGACGAGGAAGAUGACGAGUUUGACCCGGAAAAUCAACCAGACGUCGAAGAUGAAGAUUUCUGUAAGUUUACAACCAGAUAA